Molecule: messenger RNA, 2061 nt
Organism: Talaromyces marneffei
Lineage: Eukaryota; Fungi; Ascomycota; Eurotiomycetes; Eurotiales; Trichocomaceae
Exons: 9
Coding region: 1-2061 (686 amino acids)
Biological process (GO): transmembrane transport
Cellular component (GO): membrane
Source: RefSeq, a predicted model, not a curated record
AUGUCACAAUCAGAAGACUAUCCAGCCUGGUUCUCGCAACUAGACUGGACUAAUGGCUGGUUUCAGUUGAAUCGGCCUAAUCCAACUCCCUCCGAAAAUGAUAAUGACCACGACCACGACCAUGAGCAUGCAGAUAAUACGCCAACAGCGAUAAAAAGACAGGAGUCAAAACCGCUUUUCCCACCUCAAUCUCCUCCUUUGCUCUACCAACCACACUCCCAAUCCGGGCAGUCUCAAUCAGACCAGCUAGGCGAUGAAGAUACCGGAACAGGCACAAUCGAAUGGAUCCAGCAACCCCCCAUCGUCAUCCCUGUCAGACCAAGUAGAGACCGAAUCACAAAACGUCGUUUGCGCGGGAUUCAUCUUUUCAUGCUAACAAUAAACGGCACCCUCGGCACAGGCCUCUAUUGGCGAGGCGGCCAAAUCCUUGAACUCGGCGGCCCUCUCGCCGUUCUUUUGUCAUUCCUGCUCGUUGGCCUCCUCGCCUGGGCCGUAAUGCAAUGCAUCACCGAAAUGCUCUGUAUCUGGCCCAUCCCAGGCGCGUUGUCCGUGUACGUCAGCGAAUUCGUCGACAUGGAGCUUGGUAUAGUUGUCGGCGUAACGUAUUGGUUUACGUACUCGGUCUCAUUUUCGGCGUUGGUGGCUACUUCCGCCGCGGAGCUUGUUUUCUGGCCUGUGGUAAAUGAUAGCAAGAGUUUUCAGGGGUUGGUGAUUUAUUUUGCGAUUCCAGUUCUUUUGAUUUUGGUGAACGCAUUUAGUAUUGGCAUCUAUCGACACGUGGAGUUGUACACGGGGAUAAUCAAGAUAUGCUUUCUUGUGGUCAUAUUCGUGUUUUUGAUUAUAUUGAAGUUCAUGGAUCCACCGGAUCAAACUGUUCGCCAGCCCUUGAAUACCGAAAAUUGGUCUCUUGUGCUCGUUUUCGACCACAAUGCCGCUCCCAACUGGGCCACAGCUUUCAUAAUGUCCAUCUCAAUUGCAACAUUCGCCUACGUCGGCGUCGAAAUCGUCGCCGCCUCCGCCUUGGAAGUCCAAUGGCCCCGACGCGUAAAAACAGAUCUUUCUUCUUCCUCCCACCGCUCCAACGACACCCUAAUCGGGAAUACUGUCAAAUUCUCCGCAAUCUGGAUCUCCGUCAUGGCCACGCUUGCAUACACACUGACAAGCGUGCUCGCAACACUAGAAAUACCCUGGGAUGACUGCCAACUUCCGCGCCUCAGCUGGGUGACUACCACUCAAUGCACCAGCCCUUCAACCGACAUGUCCGCCCCAUCAGCAGAGACAGGAAUAGCGGAGCAAACAUCUUCCGUCUUCGUCGCGAUCGCUUCUAGAUCCCAAAUCCCGCAUCUGGGCGAUAUAUUCAACCUCUUCCUCGUGUUUACCUGUCUCAGCUGCGCAAGCACAAACCUCUACGUCGCCUCGCGCGCACUGUUCGGUUUGACGAGUCGGUUGGAUGAUGGGCGCGACCAACCCUGGUAUUUGCGAGCAAUGGCCUACUUCGGCAAGACAGAUAGUCACAACGUGCCCCGGAGAGCGAUGAUCUUUUCUGCGUUUGCGUUUUGGUGGGUUCCGUUUUUACAGCUGAGGGCUGGCACGGGGACAGAUAAUCCUAUUGGAAUGUUCGUCGAAAUCCUAGCAGAAAUGGGCUCAGUCGGAAUCCUGAUUGUCUGGGCCUGUAACUGUCUCGCUUUUAUACGCUAUUACCACUGUAUAUCAACCCACCGCGAAGCCCUCGAGCGCGAAGGCAUCUCCCUCGUCCGCCGCUGGAGCACAAAACAUCCCACCGACUACCCCUACCGCGGCAGCGGACAACCCUUUCUCGCCUACGCGGCGCUCGCAGGAUGCAUGUUUGUGCUUGUUGUUGCGAAUAGUGCUGCGUUGUGGGGUGGGUUUUAUGUUAUGCCAUUUUUGAGUAGUUAUCUCAUUGUGAUGGUGUUCAUUGUGCUGCUGGUAGGCAUGAAGCUCAAGAGAGGCGGGAAAUGGGCGUUUGUGGACUUGACAAAUGAGCAGAAGGUAAUUAGGAAGAUUAAUAAUUUGCAUAGUAUUCGGUUGGGGGCGACUUAA